CCACUUUUUAACAAAACCAAAACUACUUUUCACAAAAAAACCAAAACCGCUAGUAAUUUCCUGGUUUCCCAACCCCGUCUUCUUCCCAUAAAUUCAAACCGCUCAUCCGAAACUCAUGCAACCUCCCACAACAAGAGAUUCGCCCAAAAUUAGCUUUUCCCGGCAAAUCAAGUCUCGAAUCAGAAGUAAGUGAGUGAGAUAAAGAAGGUGAAUUUGGUAAAGUAAGAAGAAGUGAAGAGCAAAAAAGCCCUAGAAAUAGGUGGAAAUCAAAAUGGCGUCAUCGAAGGUGAUGGCAACUACGAAUUCGACGAAUUCGGAUCUAGCACAUCAAACAACAUCUACUAAUACAUAUUCACUACAAGGUGGUGGUGGUCAGAGUAAGAAUUUUGGUUCAAUGAAUAUGGAUGAGUUGUUAAGAAAUUUCUGUAAUGAUAACCAUAAUUCUACUACUACUCUUGGUGGUGGUGGUGGUGGUGGUGAUGGAGAAACCAAUUUAUCUCGACAAGAAAGUUUUCCAAAGACAGCUGCUGAAGUAUGGAGAGAGAUUACCGGCGGUGGUGAUGAUGACGAUGUUGAUCGGAAAGAAGAAAAGAUGAUAUUUAAUGAAAUGACGUUAGAGGAGUAUUUAGCUAAAACUGGUGCAUUAGGAGAAGAAGAUGUUAGAAUUCCAACUGUUGUUGGACCGGUUACAGGGUUUGUAGUUGAUUCACCAUAUCCACAGGGACAAAUUGAACUAGGAGGAUCAAUUUUAGGGUAUGGAAAUGGUGCUACUAUGGAAGGAGGAGGAAGAGUUGUAGGAAGGGGAAAAAGAAGAGCUGUUGUUCAAGAACCUAUUGAUAAAGUAGCUCAACAGAGACAGAGGAGAAUGAUUAAAAAUAGAGAAUCUGCUGCUAGGUCUAGGGAAAGGAAACAGGCUUACACAGUGGAGCUUGAAACUCAAGUGUCUCAAUUGGUAGCAGAGAAUGAACGACUUACUAAAGAACAGAAGGAGCGGAACAGGGAAAGGUACAUGCAGCUCAUGGAAACUCGGAUCCCAGUUGAAGAAAAACAAAGGCCACAACCUGUGUUUGUGCUUUCAAAGUGGAAUAGUUCCAACACACCCAUGGGAAAUCUGUACCCAGUUGAAGAGAAGCCAAGACCACAACUGGUGUUUGAGCCUUCAAAGCGGGAUCUUUUCAACGCUCCCACACCUCAUUGCUUAUUCAGGGGCAGGAAAAAGGAUCUUCGAAGGACUAAUUCUGUGGAGUGGUAGGAGUUGGCUCCUCACCCAGUAAACAAGAUCGAAGAUGAGGAUGUAGGGCUACAAACUUGUAGGAAGUGAGGUCCAAUGCAGAUAAUAAAUAAAUGCUGCGUCUUUACUCUGAAGUUAUCUUUUAUGUUUUGGGAAGUCAAAUAUUGUUAGGAAGCAACAACCAUUUCAUGUAUAAAAAAAAGUGAUGAGAAUGCAACUUAAGUUUAAUGGUAGCUGGAGCAGGAGUGGUUCUUUUGUGGAGAGAAUGUUAAGAGCAGACGUGUUUAUUAAGGAAAUCAAGAAAAUAUAGGAAAUGUUUGUUAGUCUAGUGUCUUAGCAGCAUAACAAAAGCGGGAAAAAAGAAGCCUAUCUAUGUCAUGAGAUAGUCUGCUGUUGCAUUGGGCUGUUGUAACUGAGAAACAACUAGACAGACCCUGACUUAUCUGAAGUCUGAUGGAUAUAUAUUUAUAGAUAGUAUAUAUAUUAUAUAUAGAGGAGAGGAGAUAGAAUUAGGAGUAGUUUGUUAUUAUUAGGGCAUUGACACAAAAUGGGAGUUAUUGGCACUCUUUUUGUCUGACUUCUAUGUACCUACACAGUACUGUUAUUAAAUAUGUUAUUUU
This is a messenger RNA of Papaver somniferum (opium poppy), 1851 nucleotides long. RefSeq names its product bZIP transcription factor 12-like. Gene Ontology annotation, cellular component: nucleus. The record is from RefSeq and is a predicted model, not a curated record. Gene Ontology annotation, biological process: positive regulation of DNA-templated transcription. Gene Ontology annotation, molecular function: DNA-binding transcription factor activity. Bases 272 to 1252 code for a protein of 326 amino acids. The transcript has 4 exons. NCBI's taxonomy places the organism in Eukaryota, Viridiplantae, Streptophyta, Magnoliopsida, Ranunculales, Papaveraceae.